AUGGCUCCAAAACCUUCUGAACUUGCUGGAGUUGAUUCAUCUUCAGCUCACUCCGUCAAAGCCCCUUUCACUUGUCUUACCAUUCGGCAAAUCAAGAUAAUUGAGCCAACAGACUCCAUGCUCAGCAAUUGCUCCAAUCUUUCGAAGCAGUUGAGCACAUGCGUCUGCAAAGGCACCAAGCUACAGAUCGAGAAAAAGGAGAAACGACAUCGGUACAAAGCUCAUCAAGUGAAAGGCCGAAAGCAUAGCUCCACUGCUUCCACAACGGAUACCGUUCGGGAGCUGGUCUUCCCCAUCAUGAGCUACGCUCUCGACACCCGUCAUCCUAUCGUUCGGGAAGUCGAUGACCGAGCUUGCAAGAGCCCCCAAAUCACCUAUAUCAAAUUUGCUAUUCACUUACCAUUCGAUAGGAAAGCAAAGCGCGACAUGCCCCGUGGCAAGCCACGAUCAAGCUGUCAGCCUCCCACCAUGGUUUCCGAUCAGCAACCUCGGAUAGUCAUAAGCUAG
This is a messenger RNA of Prunus armeniaca (apricot), 507 nucleotides long. The record is from the annotation of a GenBank genome assembly. Lineage: Eukaryota; Viridiplantae; Streptophyta; Magnoliopsida; Rosales; Rosaceae.